This is a messenger RNA of Aphanomyces invadans, 1065 nucleotides long. RefSeq lists its product as hypothetical. The record is from RefSeq and is a predicted model, not a curated record. Gene Ontology annotation, molecular function: nucleic acid binding. The transcript has 2 exons. Lineage: Eukaryota; Oomycota; Saprolegniomycetes; Saprolegniales; Verrucalvaceae. Bases 1 to 1065 code for a protein of 354 amino acids.
AUGGUACAGUCAGCCCUGAACCAUCAGCCGGCUGAUCGUCUGGGCGGAGUCCCACCGAUCACGACCUUCCUGGCUCUGCCGGCCAGUACCCCGCUCCAUGCUCUCUUCCACCCGCGGUUGAAGGAGCAGGCAACGGUGGGCUGGCUGGCGAAGAGCCAGCAAGGGCAUCUGCGGGCGGUGGCCUCCGCCCUCGAGCGGAUGCACAAGAACUGCGUGGAGAGCGCUGUGACCAAGCGCGAGAACAAGCGCAAGCAGCGCGAGAAGAAGCAGGGCGUGAAGUGCCCAAGCCUGGCCCUGGGUUACUUCGUCUUGGCGGCCCGAGUGGUCAAACACCCGAACAAGCUGUCCCUUCACUGGAAAGGGCCGUACCGAGUGGUGCAAGUCAAGUCCGACCACCUCAUGGAGGUGCAGCAACUAGUGCCCCCACAUGACGUCAGCCUCCACCACGCCAGCCGGCUCAAGCUGUACUCCGAAGCCGAGCGCGACGUUGCCGAGGAUCUCGUCGAGCAGGUCGCCUUUGGAGACAGCGGGUUCCAUGUGGAGGCCCUCGAGGACAUCCGCGACAACGCCGGCCGCUUCGAAGUCAAGGUCAAGUGGCUCGGCCUGGAUGAGGCUGAAGCCUCGUGGGAGCCAACGGCCGCGCUGUACGAGGACAUCCCGGUGAUUUUCCGCCGGUGGACCAAGUCCAACCCGAAGUUGAAGUUCAUGUCGACCAUGCUGGCCGAUGUCGAAAAGGAGGACACCGUCUUGACAAACGUUAGUUUGAAAAUGCUGCCACCCAAUACGACUGCUUAUCUCCAACCCCAAGAUGCUGGGAUCAUCGCGUCCUUCAAGGCGAAGGUCAAACAGCGGCAACUGCAGAACGCCUUGGAGCAGAUAAACUGCGUGAUGGCUGGUCGCCAGGACAAGCUCUACGAAGUGCCACUGGUCGAAGCCAUGGCCUGGGCAAAGGAUGCCUGGCACGACGUGACGACAACAACGAUUGUAAACUGCUGGUCCAGAACGGGCAUCCUUCACAGUGAUGCCCGGUCAGAACAGAGUUCGGAACCAGUGACUGCAGCAUAA